This is a messenger RNA of Phyllopteryx taeniolatus (common seadragon), 1294 nucleotides long. Its product is annotated as sulfotransferase 1 family member D1-like. Gene Ontology annotation, cellular component: cytoplasm. The transcript is spliced from 9 exons. Gene Ontology annotation, biological process: sulfation. The coding region runs from base 98 to 1294 and encodes 398 amino acids. Gene Ontology annotation, molecular function: sulfotransferase activity. Lineage: Eukaryota; Metazoa; Chordata; Actinopteri; Syngnathiformes; Syngnathidae. The record is from RefSeq and is a predicted model, not a curated record.
GAUAUAUUACACAAAGGAGAAAGGACCUCAUACAGGAAGAACUGCCAUACUGAAAGGGUUAUUUUUUUGUUGCACCACACAACAUUUGACUUCAGUCAUGUCAGACAACCAGACUGUCAUCUCUCGCUCCCACUUGGUCCCAGUAGAAGGGGUUCUUUUGGAGGACCACAUCGCCACAGGCUUAGAUGCCGUGUCUGCCUUCUGUCCUCAUCCGUCGGACCUCCUUGUCAUCGCCUACCCUAAAUCAGGCUCAACAUGGACUCUGGAGAUAAUUGACCUGCUCCUUCAUAAAGGAGAUGUUGAGAGCUGCAGACGAGCCCCGAUAACGAUCCGAACGACUUUCCUCGAGGCUACCAUUCGACUACGCAGCAAAUCAGGUGUUGAUCAACUGAAGGAAAUGGAUCCUCCAAGAGUCAUUAAGACACAUCUCCCAUUUCAGCUGGUUCCACUCGGGUUUUGGGAAAAGAAGUGCAAAACGAUCUACGUUGCGCGCAAUGCUAAGGAUACCCUGGUGAGCUUCUACUACUUUCAUCACAUGAAUAAGACUUGUCCUGAGCCUGGAACCUGGGAUGACUUCAUCCACAAGUUUAUGCGUGAUGAGUUGCAAUGGGGCUCCUGGUAUGAUCACGUGAAACGUUUCUGGGAGGAACGAGAAAAGAGGAACAUCCUUUACCUCUUCUAUGAAGACAUGAAAGAGAAUCCUAGGCGUGAAGUGGCGCGAAUCAUGAGGUACCUGGACUUGUCUCUCUCUGAUGAUGUCAUCAGCCGUAUUGUGGAGCUGACGACCUUCAAGAAGAUGAAGGAGAAUCCAAUGGCCAACUAUACCUUCCUUUCCAACGAUAUUUAUGAUCAGUCCAUCUCCAACUUCAUUAGAAAAGGAGAAGUCGGUGAUUGGAAAAAUCAUUUUACGGCUGAGCAGGCAGCAGAGUUUGACGAGGAUUACAAGAAGAAAAUGAAGCAAGUCAACAUACCGUUCAAAACACAGUUGUUGCAAUGGGGGUCCUGGUACGAUCACGUGAAAGGUUACUGGGAGGAACGAGAAAAGAGGAACAUCCUUUACAUCUUCUAUGAAGACAUGAAAGAGAAUCCUCAGCAUGGAGUGGACCGAAUCAUGAGGUACCUAGACUUGUCGCUCUCUGAUGAUGUCAUCAGACACAUUGUGGAGCUGACGAGCUUCAAGAACAUGAAGGCGAACCCAAUGGCCAACUACACCUUUGUUCCCAAAAUUGUUUUCGACCAGUCCAACUACAGCUUCAUGAGAAAAGGUCAUUCAACACCAGUCAACUUCCGUUAG